GAAAGCCAGGGGGGAAGGCUGUUGCAAAGGCGAAAAGCACAGCAAAGGCGAAGGCAGCACCCGCAAACCCCAAAGCGAAGGCCGACCCUGCCAAGCCAAAAGCGAAGGCCGACCCUGCCAAGCCCAAAGGGCCCAAAGCGAAGGCCAAGAGCACACCAAAAGCCAAGGCCGACCCCAAGGCAAAGCCGACCACGCCAAAAGCGAAGGCCGACCCUGCCAAGCCCAAAGGGCCCAAAGCGAAGGCCAAGAGCACGCCGAAAGCCAAGGCCGACCCCAAGGCAAAGCCGACCACGCCAAAAGCCAAGGCCGACCCCAAGGCAAAGCCGACCACGCCAAAAGCCAAGGCCGAGCCCAAGGCAAAGCCCCUGGUCAAGAAACGCAGCAUGGCAGAGGCCUUGACCGGCGAGUGGAUCAAUGGGCUUGAGCCUGAGGAGUCCGAGACUGCAGAGCCGGAGGAGACCCCAGAGCCACCGACUGGUCGACGAGACCGAGCCAAGCAGACGAAGUUCAGCGUGUUGCUCGCAGCAGGAGCAGUGCCAGACACUCUGAAGACGGAGUGGGAGGCUUUGAAUGCCUCAGGCAAGAGGAAGCAGCUGACCAAGUUCAUCGAGGACACGGUGACUCGUGACCCCGAUACAGGGAGGCUUGCCCUCAGCUGCGAUACCGCAGAAGUGACCGGGGAAAGCAGUCUUGUGAAGAAGCAGGCCACAGGAUGGGGAGACAAAGGACUGCCCCGCACGUUGUUCAAAGGGCGCUUUGGGCUCACGGAUGACGGAUUGCGACAAGCGAUCUUGAAUGAUGAAGUGGGCGUCGUGUUUUGUCAAUGGCGAACCUUGAGAUCCACAUCCAUGGACGAGCGGAAUCACGCCGCAUCGAUCAAGUCCGAUGCUACAAAAGUGUCCGGCACCCAAGCCGCACAACUCGCGAUGCUGUUCGAGUCGGUCUCCAUGGAAAGGCCUGAGCCGAGUGAGGAGGACUUGAUCAAGCUGUGCCCCGCUUCCUCCAGUGCGGCUGCUUCAGCUCCGCCGCCCACGGCGAUGCAAGCUAUCGAGGACAAGAAGGAGGAGCCUCCUGUGCCAGCGACCUUGUCAGAGGCCGAAUGGGCCAAAGCGGACGAGCUCCUAAAGAAGGCUGAAGGAGCUGUCGAGAAGCUCAAGAAGGUCCAGGGGAGUAUCAUAGCAGACGCAACCAAGCUGAGCGACAAGAUCAAGCGCAACAAAGACGACCCCCUCCUGGCGAAAAU
This is a messenger RNA of Symbiodinium sp. CCMP2456, 1243 nucleotides long. Lineage: Eukaryota; Dinophyceae; Suessiales; Symbiodiniaceae. The record is from the annotation of a GenBank genome assembly.